AUGCUGUCAGGCGUUCUUUUCUCUUUGGAAUCAACGAAUAUCAAUGUAGCUGAGAAGUCUCAUACGUAUAUUCUACUAGACUAUCUCAACACCAACUCCGGUGAAGUAAAGCUUGGUCAUUACGCCCUCCGCCUUCUCGAAAAGAAAUCUUCCACUCGGGACCUGAGUACUCUUCUAGCUGCAUGCACUGUUAUGAGUUAUAAAGUAGCCGCGGCGGAGACUAACGGGACACAGACUCUGGGUGUUUUCCAUGUCAAACCAUAUAUCCGCCACGUUACGCACGUGUAUUACUCUGGUAAAGUUGGAAACAACAUCACUUUGAAUACGGGAUCCUUCUCUACAGGGUUCGAGAAGAAAAACGAGUUCCCGUUACGUUCUGGGGCAACUCUGGGGCGGAGGCGCAGGGUAGAAUGUUCCGUGGUUCGUAGCACUCGGAAGCUGCGGGGUGACCAGCAUCUAGCAAGAUGGGGGCCAGCUUUGCUUGGCGUGAUAUCAGAAUACCUAGAGGCCAAUUACGUCAAGCCGUUUAAAGAAUCAGAUCCAGGUGAAUUCGAUGGCACGAAGAGAGAGGUUCUUCUGUGUUAUGCCUACACUUGGAAACUUUGUUUCAUCGAUCCUAGCUUCGACGUGACCGUGUCCGAGGAUAUACGAGCUGGUGGAAAGCUAGAAAGCGAGAUAUGUUUAAGCGCGCCAGGCCGCUGGCCGCUGGCCUUGGAUCGACAGAUAGAGAUACGUGUAGAUGCUUUGUAG
Molecule: messenger RNA, 750 nt
Organism: Morchella importuna
Lineage: Eukaryota; Fungi; Ascomycota; Pezizomycetes; Pezizales; Morchellaceae
Exons: 12
Coding region: 1-750 (249 amino acids)
Source: RefSeq, a predicted model, not a curated record